Messenger RNA from Octodon degus (degu), 914 nucleotides. It is a transcript of the gene Mettl26, whose product is annotated as methyltransferase like 26. Lineage: Eukaryota; Metazoa; Chordata; Mammalia; Rodentia; Octodontidae. The record is from RefSeq and is a predicted model, not a curated record. The transcript is spliced from 6 exons. Bases 125 to 718 code for a protein of 197 amino acids.
CUGGGAGUCUUCCUUGCUGGCGGCGCGGCGCAGGCCCAAAGCUCCCGACGGGCCCCGCGCCGGAACCCGGGUACAAAGUCCAUACACUCCAUAGUGGUCCUGGCGGGACUGACACACGCCUGCUAUGCUUGUGGCAGCGGCCGCAGAGAGGAACAAGGAACCCAUCCUGAGCGUUCUUCGGCAGUACGUGGACCCAGCCCAGCAUGGCGUCCGUGUGCUCGAGGUGGCUUCGGGCUCCGGCCAGCAUGCAGCACACUUCGCGCAGGCCUUUCCGUACGCCGAGUGGCAGCCGUCCGAUGUGGAUCAGCGCUGCCUGGACAGCAUCGCCGCCACAACUCAGUCCCAGGGACUGUCCAAUGUGAAGGCCCCUCUGUACCUGGACGUGACCUGGGAGUGGCAGCAGUGGGGCGGCAUCCUGCCACAGUCGCUGGACUUGCUGCUGUGCAUCAACAUGAUCCACAUUAGUCCCCUGAGCUGUACGGAGGGGCUCUUCAGAGCAGCUGGACACCUGCUCAAGCCCAAGGCUGUACUUAUCACUUAUGGGCCCUACGCAGUCAAUGGAAAGAUUUCUCCCCAGAGCAACGUGGAUUUUGACCUAACCCUCAGAUGCAGGAACCCAGAGUGGGGGCUGCGGGACACAGCUUUCUUGGAGGAUUUGGGUCAGGCUAAUGGCCUUUUCCUGGAGAACAUGACAUGCCAGCCAAUAACAAGUGCCUAAUUUUCCGGAAAGAAUAAUCCCUUUCCUUCAUCUUGUAUGACUGCAUCGCUGCCUGAAUUUCUCUUGGGCACAGACCAGAUACUGGCUCCUGACUCCCUGGGCUAGGCUCUGAGAAUGACCAGCCCCAUCUUGUCUGGCCCAUCGAGAGCUUCAGCCCAGCCGGCCUUGGAAUAAAGUGUUUCUUGCUGUCCCCUUG